AGUUUAUUUGUUGUUCAACUUCAGUGGUUUUGUUAAUUAUAAGGAUAAAAUUUGUAAAUUACACACGGAUCGGAAAAGAUGGCUGAAACUUCAACUGAAGACGUGUUUUUAGCAGAAAAAGUCGUAGAUUCAGGUUUUGGACAGCAAGAUGGUAAAAGAUAUUAUAAAGUUAAAUGGGUUCGCUACACUUGGGAAGCUGAAGAUGCACUUACUCAUCUUAAGGAUAUGCUAGAUAGAUUUUGGGAAGAACAUAAUGAAAACCAAAACAAAUUGAAAUCCACUACUGAAACAACUAUUCAUGGAAAUAGUUCUCCUGAAAAGAAUGACCAAACUAUUUUACAAACUCAAAAAAAUGAAUCCACUGAAGUUGAUGAGCACUCUACAAUCAAUGAGUCUGGACUUGCUGUCAGUGUACUUUUAAAAAGUGAAGCUAAUGAAGCGGUAAUUUUUUCUGAAAGUGAAACGUCGGGUAUUCAACACGAAGCAUCUUCUGCAGAAGAUUCCUUUAGUGAAAAGUCUACAACUAUUGAUAAACAUUCUUGUGGUAUAUGUCUAAGGAGUUACAGUUCUCAGCAGUCAUUGCGACAUCAUAAACGUACACAUCAUCAAAAUGAAAAGUCUUUCCAAUGUAACACAUGCUUAAAAUAUUUUGUUGAACGCUCAACGCUAAAACGCCAUAUGAUAAUUCAUAUGGAUGAAAAACCUUACAAAUGUGAUCACUGUGAUCGUGCAUUUAGCGAUAAAUCAACUUUGCGCAGACAUAUAAUUACACACACAGGUAUAAAGAGAUUUGUUUGCACUAACUGCAAUAAAAUGUUUACGCGAAAUGAGCAUUUGCGUCAACACAUGUACAUACAUACUGCGGAAAAACUGUAUAAAUGUGACGUGUGCUCUAAAGAUUUCCGACAGCGUUCAACAUUAAAAAACCAUAUGUUAUUACACAGAUCAGAUAAAACUUUAAAAUGGAAGUGUGACACUUGUAACACAUUGUUUGAGUUUCAACACGAAUAUGAAGUUCAUAUUGCUAUAUGUGACACCAUUGGUGGAGGCCAAGGUAAUAAGUGUCAAUUUUGCGAAAAACGUUUUUUUGAUAAUGAUGUUUUAUUACAACACAUUUUGUCUCAUACAGAAAAAUCUUACAAAUGCGAGUUUUGUAACAAAUCGUUUUUAGAUAAGGCUGAAUUAACUAACCAUGAGUUUCUACAUUCUGAAAAAAAACCCUAUAAAUGUGUUAUUUGUGACGAAGAUUUUAUGAGGAAAGGCUCUCUGCUUUCUCAUAUAGCUUCACAACACCCAGAACAAGCAGUAUAUGAAUUAGUGGAUCCAUCUGUUGAUUAUCGUAUAACUGACGGUGUAAUAUCUUUAGAUAGUCAACCAAUCGCUGAACCGGUUCAUUUUGUUCUUCCUAAUAACACAAGAAUGAAUAAUGUUACUUUACCGCAAAUAAAAACGGAAGACAAAAUUAAAAACAAUUCUUUAGAGAACAUUUCUUCUGACAUUAUAAAUACAAGAAAUAAUGCUAGUACAAUAAAUAUUAGAAAUAAUUGCAUGGUAGAUCAUACACCACCUCAUCCUACCUGUUCCAACAAUGAAACCGAAAUGCAGCAGGAAGAUGAUCAGUUAAACCUGCAUCCUGAAGACAAUCAAAUGUUACAAGUAGAUAUUGUGCAAAUGGAUAGCGGAAAUCAGUUUGUGCAAUCUAUACAUAUUAUCCAACCUAAUCAGCAUCUGAAUAAUCAAACAAACGAAUGUCAGUCUUUUAAAAGUUUGAAAAAUUGUAUUGUUAAGCAAGACCUUUCUAAUUUGGUUGUUGAUGAUAACCUAAUAUUAGGAGGUAACGAUUUUAGCGGAGAAUUAAGUGUUGAUAAAGCAUAAUGGAAGAUAUUUGUUUAAAGAUGUAAUCAACAAAAGAACAUCACAUAAAGAAGUUGUGUAUUAAUGUAUUAAAACACAUGCUUGUAAAAAGAGAGGUUUAAAUGAAAGUGAACUAAUUAAUGCAUUUUUAUAUUUGAAGUUUAUUAAAAUUAAAUGAGAGGAAACUUAAAUUUGUUACUCUAGAAAUAUUUUCGUAUGUAACAAUUAGAUUUUUUUUUUGUUGUAUAUUUUCACAAAUUUCUUAUUUAGUUUGAUUGUAGGGAUAAUUUUUAUAAAAUCAUAUAUAGUUAAAUAUGUUUGAACAUUAACCACCGCGUCGCUUUUUAAUUCUCUAAAAAAUCUUUGUAAAUCUUGUACAAACUAUCAAAUGUUUUCACUAUUUUAAAAUGGUAAUUUUACCUGCAUUAAAUUUUAUUUUUUUGUUUGUUUGAAACUGAAUGUAUUACCACAAAAAAACAAGCAUGCACUGUUUUUUAGUAUUAAAAUGUUUUCUGUAUUAAUUAUUUUACCUAUAAAUAUUUGAAGUUGAUUUACUUCAAAGUAGAUUGUGUAGUGACUUUCUUAUAAUAAAUUGUUAAAAGUCGUACUUCUUU
Hydra vulgaris (swiftwater hydra) is the source of this 2468-nucleotide messenger RNA. Its product is annotated as zinc finger protein 431. Lineage: Eukaryota; Metazoa; Cnidaria; Hydrozoa; Anthoathecata; Hydridae. The record is from RefSeq and is a predicted model, not a curated record. Gene Ontology annotation, molecular function: DNA-binding transcription factor activity, RNA polymerase II-specific. Gene Ontology annotation, cellular component: nucleus. Gene Ontology annotation, biological process: regulation of transcription by RNA polymerase II.